This is a messenger RNA of Mercurialis annua (annual mercury), 3111 nucleotides long. RefSeq lists its product as uncharacterized. The record is from RefSeq and is a predicted model, not a curated record. The transcript is spliced from 4 exons. The coding region runs from base 1 to 3111 and encodes 1036 amino acids. Gene Ontology annotation, molecular function: nucleic acid binding; RNA-DNA hybrid ribonuclease activity. Gene Ontology annotation, biological process: DNA integration. NCBI's taxonomy places the organism in Eukaryota, Viridiplantae, Streptophyta, Magnoliopsida, Malpighiales, Euphorbiaceae.
AUGAUAGCACGGCAUAAAGAAUUGAGGGAGAAAAUUAGACAGUUAACCUCGCUGUAUGAUAUUACAUCGGCUGAAUGCAUCUAUGAGGACCAGGAGCAAGAUCCAACAGGAUCGCUGCGGAUCGGGGACAUACGAUUGGCAACCGGGAAGUUAGAAGACGACCCUGCCCAAGUACAGGACGACCUCCUUGAAAUCAAUCUAGGGACAGAGAAAUCGCCUAAGCCUAUAUAUAUCAACGCAGGAUUGGACGAGGGAUUCAGAGAGCAACUGAUCGCCUUACUCAUUGAGUUCCGCGACUGUUUUGCCUGGUCGUACGAGGAAAUGCCGGGCCUUGAUCCUGCUAUCGCCGAACAUAAGCUUCCAUUAAAGAGUGGGUUUCGGCCAUUUCGGCAACCUCCCCGGCGAAUGUCCAGGGAAGUGGAUACUCUCAUACAAGAUGAGAUUAAGCGGCUGGAAGAUGCCAAGUUCAUUCGGGAAGCCCAAUACACCGAAUGGCUCUCUAAUAUCGUGCCAGUGAUGAAGAAAAACGGGAAGCUACGAGUAUGCGUAGACUUUCGGAACCUCAACCUUGCUACACCUAAGGACGAGUACCCGAUGCCUGUGGCCGAUAUGCUGAUAGACAGGGCAGCAGGACACACGAUACUCAGUUUCCUCGAUGCACACUCCGGCAAGGAAGAUAUCUCCAAAACGGCUUUUAGAUGCCCCGGGCCGAUCGGAGCCUACGAAUGGGUCGUGAUGCCUUUUGGUUUAAAAAACGCAGGGGCAACAUAUCAGAGGGCGAUGAACAAGAUGUUCAGAGGCCUUGAAUGCCUUGAGGUCUAUAUCGACGAUGUCGUAAUCAAGUCAAAUACCGGCGAAGUUCAUUUGGCCGAUCUCCGGAAAGGUUUCGAGCGUAUACGACGUAAUGGCUGGAGUGUUUUGCUAAGAGGAAAAGAGACCGACGAGUGGAUAUGGACGGACGAGCAACAGCGGGUUUUCGACGAUUUGAAAGGUUACUUGGCAAAACCUCCCGUUAUGACCCCUCCAAAGCCGAACAAGCCAUUGUUGCUAUACCUAUCGGCUGCACACGAGUCCCUAGGAUGUAUGCUCGCCCAAGAGGACGAUGGGGUCGAAAGAGCAACCGAUAUCAUCAAGUAUAUCUUAUCAAAGCCAUACCAAAGGAAUCGGAUUGGAAAAUGGGCGAUUGCAAUGUCCGAGUUUACACUGGUGUACGUUCCUCAAAGAGCAGUAAAAGGACAAGUGUUGGCAGACUUCUUGGCCGAUCACCCUGGCAUUACCCUCAUGGAAGAGACACCUGGUCGAGUAGACAUCACGACCUUCGACAUCGCCGUGUGGAAGAUGUGGUUCGACGGAUCCAGGACAAGCCAGGGGGCAGGCGCGGGAGUACACAUCGUUACGCCCUUGGGGGCAUCCUACCAGUUGUCAUUCAGACUCCAAUUUGAAUGUACCAACAAUCAAGCGGAAUAUGAGGCCCUCAUAUUCGGUUUCGAGAUCUUAGCCGAGCUAGGGGCGAAGGCGAUUAGUGUAAAAGGAGAUUCUUUGCUAGUCAUUAAACAAGUGACAGGAGAAUUCAAAUGCGAGUCCGAGCUGUUGGUGAGGUAUUGCAACAAGGCGAAACACCUGAUCGAAGGCUUUCAGGAUACAAGGAUAGAAUACACAGAGAGGGCCGAUAACGGCGUUGCAAACGACCUAGCUCAGCACGGUAGUGGUUACAAGGUAAACCAAGAGUUCGACGCUAUAGAGAGGGAAACACCGAACCUCCACACCGGGGGCAUCACAAUCGACGAAAGACAAUUCUCGGUUUACCAGCUGGACGUCACCCAAGAUUGGAGGGACGAGCUCCUGAAGUGGUUCGAAAAACCAGACGCCACGAAUAGGAGGUUGAGGACUUUAGCCCUUAGUUACGUGGUCUUAGCCGGCGAAUUAUAUAAGAAGGGCUUUGAAGGGCUACUCUUCAGAUGCAUCGGUCCAAAAGAGGCGAUGCUUGCUAUGGCCGAGGUACACGAAGGUAUAGCAGGCGCCCACCAGGCGGGCCCCAGAAUGAGGUGGCUUAUCCAUAAAUACGGCUUUUAUUGGCCGAAAAUGGAACAAGACUGCAUAAGAUAUGCUAAAGGUUGCGAAGCCUGUCAGAAAUUCGGCCCAAUACAACACGUCCCGGCCGAAGACCUGCACUCCAUCAUCAAACCUUGGCCAUUCAGAGGAUGGGCGGUCGACUUGAUAGGAAAAGUAUACCCCGGCUCAUCUGAUGGUCAUGCCUUUGUGAUUAUCGCCACUUGCUACUUCACCAAGUGGGUCGAAGCUAAACCUUUGAAGUCACCGACACAAGAAGCGGUGAUCAAGUUCUUCAAAGAAUACAUCGUCCACCGACACGGCUUGCCCGAGUCCAUAACCACAGAUCAAGGGACGAUGUUCACAGGAAGCGAUAUAAGUUGGUGGGCCUCCCAAAUGAAGAUAAAGAUGUUGCACUCAACACCAUACUAUGCCCAGGCCAACGGACAAGCCGAAGCCACGAACAAAGCCAUCAAGCUCAUUGUUCAAAAGAUGAUCGAAGAAAACCCAAGGCAAUGGCAUGUGCUUUUAUCAGAAGCUGUUUGGGCGAACAGAACCAGUCAGAAGUCGGCUACUGGGACUUCGCCGUUCAGAUUAGUCUAUGGUUACGAUGCGAUGUUGCCAAUGGAGCUGACCGUCACGUCUACUCGCCGCAGAUACCAAUGCGAGUUAUCCAAGGAAGACUACUUUGACAAAAUGGUGAUAGACUCUCUGGACCUUGACGAAGAACGUCUGACGGCGUUGGAUCACUUAGAAGCCCAGAAAAGAAGGGUCGAGAGAGCUUACAACAAGCGGGUAAAACGGAAAGUUUUUACCAUAGGCGAUAUAGUAUGGAAAGCAGUCUUGCCUAUCGGCCACAAAGACACUCGGCUUGGCAAAUGGAGCCCGAACUGGGAAGGACCCUUUGUCGUGGUCAACAAGUUAACAGGCGGUGCUUAUUUGUUGGCAGACAUUGAUGGGGAAGAACACGACAGGGCGAUCAACGGUCAGUUCCUAAAAAAAUACGUUCCUAGCUGUUGGGAGGGCGUAGACCGUCGGUUAUUUGGAGCCGACGAAGAGUAG